Clarias gariepinus (North African catfish) is the source of this 1995-nucleotide messenger RNA. RefSeq lists its product as uncharacterized. The transcript is spliced from 3 exons. Gene Ontology annotation, molecular function: G-protein beta-subunit binding. Gene Ontology annotation, biological process: G protein-coupled receptor signaling pathway. The coding region runs from base 108 to 326 and encodes 72 amino acids. Lineage: Eukaryota; Metazoa; Chordata; Actinopteri; Siluriformes; Clariidae. Gene Ontology annotation, cellular component: heterotrimeric G-protein complex. The record is from RefSeq and is a predicted model, not a curated record.
CAGUAGGCGGGGUUUGAGUGUGUUCACUGUCUACACUGGCUUCGUUUCCGGGUUUGUCUUUUUGUGCGUUUAAACUUUUUAAGCCUUAAAUCUUUCCAUCUGCUGUCAUGUCGAACAACAACGCCACCAGCAGCAACCUGGCCGCCGCCCACAAGACCGUGAAGCAGCUGCGCCUGGAGGCCAGCGUCCGCCGCAUUCUCGUCUCUCAGGCCUCCAUGGAUCUAAAGAAUUUCUGUAUUCAGAACGCCCAAAAAGACCCCCUGCUGAUGGGUGUCCCGUCCGGCGACAACCCCUUCCGCCCUCCCAAGUCGUGUGGCCUUCUCUGAGGUGGUGGUCAACUGGGAAGACUUCAUGGAGAAACACACACACCAACAUAUCCACUCUGCCUCUUUCUCUCUCUCUCUCUUUACCUUACUACAGUGUCAUGAGAACUCUCCUUGCUGGACGUCCUGCUCCUGCACCGCACACGAUCCACAUGUCGCUCUUUGUAAACCGCAGCAUCGUAGUCGGUCUAACCCAGUGUACUGAAUGGUUCAUUUCCUGCACUCUCAGAGGAUUAGGAUUAGAGAAUUAAUUUUUUUUUUAAUUAAUGAUUAGAAUAUGUACAAUUUUUGUACAAGCAAGUUGAAAUAGAAAAACGGGCGGGUUAAGAAAAAUUUAAAAGGGUAUAAAAUAACGAGACAUAAAAUGGACCAUUCAGGAUACAAUUGCAUUGUUACGUUUUUUUUUGUUUGUUUGUUUGUUUAUUUGUUUCAUUUUGGGAGGGGAAAAGUUCCUGAGUCUGCCUAGGUACUGUCAUUUCAAGACUACAAGUUGCUCUCUACAUAUCGGUAUAUUCAUUGCAUUUAGUUUUUUGUUAUUGGUUGUACUGCUAAGAAUGUGUCACUCUACUGCUGUAAUGUUUGUCCUGAUCCUGUGUCAGGUGGCGCAAAUACAAAACCUUUACAGCAUGUUUCAGAUUGUCCAUUUAAGGCCAUUAGGCCUUAAGGCUAGGAAGAUUUUUUUUUACCUAAGAGAGCAUUCAUUGCUUUGGUAUAACACUAACUGAUGGGGCAGUCUACCGUAAAUACUCUAAACAAAAAAGGAAGCUGAAAUCUAGAACUUUUUUAGGAAAAAAUGUAUCUUCUAAGAAAAGAAAGUAUCUUUCUAGGAAAAUUUCUAACAGUGUUUCGCUACUUACAGAGGGCUACCAGUAAAACCUUGUAACCUUAUGAACCCUUACACAUCUGGAGAACCUGUAAGGAUUUUUUUUUUUUUUUUUUUUGAAAAGCAAAUAGGGAUAUUAUUAUAUUUGUACAAGCAGACAUUUUUUGUUCCUGAUAAUUUUUUAUUAUUAUUAUUGUUUUCUUUUUUCAAACAUUUUUAGAGUCAAUAGCUCCACCUGCUGGUUAAUUUUUAUAUGAUUUUAUUAGUUAUUAGAGGUUUCUAACACUAAGGUGUAGAUUUUUCAAAGUAAUCCUUUACUUAUUUAUUAGCAAUAGAUUUACACUAAAAACCUUUAAAAAGGUUGUGUAUUGUGGGUUUGUUGAUUCGUGAUAUUUUCCACACUGGUUCCGCUCUUCAUUAGACCCAAAUUAUGACUAAACACAUUCAUGGCCAGAAGUACAUAAAAAUUAUAGCUAUGUACACACACUGUCUUCACACACACUCUCUGAUGCUCUUGGUUGUCCUGGCGUUACAGGGACAGCAACACUGCAAAAUCCACUGUGCUUGGAUGUGAUGCCUUGGUUUGGGUGACACAAAACUGUCAGUGUUCGGUAACAUAAAAAAACAAACAGUGAUCCAGUCAUUACUUUUCACCAUUAACUCUGAGAUUAUAAGCUCUUCUUUUUAUUGUUUGUGCAACUGAGACUGUUGACCUUGUGUGCCUUAUAGUGUCUGUGAAAGAUUGUUCAGUAUAGCUACUUUACUUCUAAUCUGUGUGUGAUCCUUAUUUUUCUUUUUCUUUUUUUAAUUGUGUAAUCUGGUUAUAAAUAAAAACAAUAGUUAACUCUA